This is a messenger RNA of Rosa rugosa (rugosa rose), 3063 nucleotides long. RefSeq names its product receptor-like protein 7. Lineage: Eukaryota; Viridiplantae; Streptophyta; Magnoliopsida; Rosales; Rosaceae. The transcript has a single exon. The record is from RefSeq and is a predicted model, not a curated record. Gene Ontology annotation, molecular function: protein binding. The coding region runs from base 1 to 3063 and encodes 1020 amino acids.
AUGGGAGCCUCGCGGUUGUGUAAUGGUUUUUCUGUCCAUUUCCUGCUUUUGCUGUUACUCAACAUUACCCACUCUUUUUCAUUUGUUCAGACACUUUGCAAUGUUGAUGAUCGCUAUGCCUUGUUGCAGUUCAAAAAGAGCUUCACUAUAAACAAAUCAGCUUCCGAAGAUCCUUUUGCUCACCCGAAGGUUGCAUCUUGGACACGAAAAGGAGUAGGGAGGAGCAAUUGCUGCUCGUGGGAUGGGGUGGAGUGUGAUAAGGACACUGGCCAUGUUGUUGGCCUUUACCUCAGAAGCAGCCGUCUGUUUGGUUCUCUCAACUCCAAUAGCGGCCUUUUCCAACUUGCUCACUUGCAGAAGCUUGAUCUCUCAGAUAAUCACUUCAAUUUCUCUGAGAUACCAUCCAGGUUAGGCCAUCUUACGAGUCUUACAUAUCUAAACCUUUCAAAGUCCUCAUUUUCUGGUCAAAUUCCAUCCGAAAUUUCGAAGUUAUCUAAGCUCUCUGCCAUUGAUCUCUCUUUCAAUUAUGAACAUUCCACUCGCUUGUUGAGACUGGAAAAGGCCAGCCAGCUGAGAAGCCUAGUUCAAAACUUAACCAACCUAAAACAACUUCAUCUUAGCGGUGUUUACAUGCCCUUCACUGUGCCUGAUGUCUUGGUCAAUGCAUCUUCUCUCACUUCUCUCCGCCUAGAAAACUGUGGGUUAAUUGGAGAAUUCCCUGUUGGCAUCUUCCAUCUACCAAACUUGCAGGUUCUUGAUUUGGACACUAUCCAAGACCUGGCAGGUCACUUUCCUGAUUUCAACAGGAGUAGUCCCUUGGAGUAUUUGAAUGUUGCGAGGACAAAUUUCUCUGGUGGCUUACCUGAUUCAAUCGGUAACCUCCGUUCCUUAAAAUUCUUGAACAUUGAGUACCUUGAGCUCCAUCCUCAUGUUCCAUCUUCACUAGGCAACCUUACCCAGCUCAAUUACCUUGAUCUUUCAUUUUUCUUCGACCGUAGUUGCACUCACCAAGACUCACGACCUCAUAAUUUUAGUCUGAUAGAUUCUGAUUCCUGGUCUUGGAUUGGAAAGCUGACAGAACUCUACCACUUGGGCCUUGGGCAUACCUACUUAAGUGGAGAGUUCCCAACUUUUGUGUCUAAUCUGACGCAACUUAGAGAACUUAGCUUGGACCAUAAUCAAAUAACUGGUCAUAUCCCAUCAUGGCUAGUGAAGUUCACCCAAUUAACUCUUCUAAACCUUCGAUUUAACAAUUUGCAAGGAGCAAUUCCUAGGUCACUAUUCCAUCUUCACAAUCUUGAAUAUCUUGACCUUUGCUCAAAUAAAUUGAUUGGAUCAGUUGUGUUCGAUAAUUUUCCCAACCUCAAGAAGCUAAGGGUACUUCAAUUAUCAUCCAACAAGUUAUCUCUGCAGAUUAAAAAUGAUGCGAGAGUUGCUGUUCCAAAGCUUGAAGUUCUGAAAUUGGGCUCAUGUAAUUUAACAGAGUUUCCUGGAUUUUUAAGGAAUCACAGUGGAUUGGUUGAGCUAGACCUAUCAGGCAACUAUAUUCAGGGCCAAAUACCGAAAUGGAUGUGGAACUCAAGUAGAGAAACCUUGUUGUAUCUCAACCUCUCUGGAAACUCUUUAUCUGGAUUUGACCAAAACCUUGUUGUUCUUCCAUGGUCGAAUCUCCUAGUUUUUGAGCUUGGAUUUAACAUGAUACAAGGAUCACUGCCAACUCCACCACCAACAAUCAAAAUUUAUUCUGUUCCAGGCAAUGUUUAUAGUGGAGAAAUGUCAGUAUCAUUUUGCAACUUGAGUUCUCUGCUUAUUCUCGAUUUGUCAAACAACAACUUGAGUGGCCUGAUUCCACAAUGCUUGGGUAACUCCGAUGCUCUGGAGAUAUUGAACCUGCGGAAUAACUCAUUUCAGGGCGAAAUUCCUCCAAUGUGUACCAACGGAAUCAGUUUUAAAUCAAUCGACUUAAGUGAAAAUAUGUUGCAGGGGAAGCUACCAACAUCUAUGGCGAAUUGUACUCGGCUAGAAUUUCUUGCUUUGGCAAACAAUCAGAUCAGUGGCAUCUUACCAGCUUGGUUAUGGGCUCUUCCAGUUUUGAGGGUUCUCAGUUUGCGGUCUAAUAGAUUUCAUGGCACAAUUGGCAUGGCUGCAACAAACCUCGAGUCCUCAAAGUUGUGCAUCAUUGACUUAUCUAACAAUUCUUUUUCUGGAAUGUUGCCGUCUAACUUCAUAGAGAACUGGAAUUGCCUCAAAUCUGUUAGUAUUUAUGAAGAAGGCUCGACAGUAUUCCAAGAUACUUGCAGUAUUGGUGCUGUAACGUAUCCUUAUGAUUACUCCAUGUCACUCUCCGGGAUAGGUGUUCAGCUGAAACCUUUGAAGUACGCUAACUUUCAGAAUCCUUUUCACUACAAAGUCAUAGAUCUCUCAAGUAACAAGUUUGAAGGAGAGAUUCCAGGUGCCAUUGGGAAUCUAGUAGGGCUUCAAAUUCUUAGCCUUUCCAACAACAAUUUCUCGGGUAACAUUCCGUCAUCUUUACGGUACUUGAGAGACCUUUUAGUGUUGAAUUUCUCCCGAAACCAGCUAUCAGGAGAUAUCCUUUCAUCGUUCGGGCACUUACCUAUUGAAGUAUUGGAUCUCUCUUGGAACCAUCUAUCAGGAGAGAUACCCACUACUCUAACACAACUCAAUUUCCUGGCGGUGUUUAGUGUAUCCCACAACAAUCUUAGCGGGCCUAUACCACGUGGAAUCCAAUUGGAUACGUUUGAGAGCAGUUCGUAUCUAGGCAAUCCGGGUUUGUGUGGAUUUCAUUUGCUAGUGAAAUGUGAAGAUUCUGAGAUUUCAAAUCCACCACCUCCAAGCCAUAUUGAAGAAGAUCACCAAGACCCUGGUUUUCCAUUUGAAUGGCGUGUAUUCUUCCCUGCUGGACUUGUUAGUGGGUUGGUUGUUGGAUUUGUUGCUGGGAACACUUUAACAACCAAUAAGCAGCAGUGGUUCGUAGAGAAAUUUUGCAGGAGGAGGAGGCAGCCAAGAGGCACAAGGGGGAGAAGGGCGCACAGAAAUUUUUAA